Molecule: messenger RNA, 1158 nt
Organism: Geosmithia morbida
Lineage: Eukaryota; Fungi; Ascomycota; Sordariomycetes; Hypocreales; Bionectriaceae
Product: molecular chaperone HtpG
Exons: 2
Coding region: 1-1158 (385 amino acids)
Biological process (GO): protein folding; cellular response to heat; protein stabilization
Cellular component (GO): protein-containing complex; perinuclear region of cytoplasm; plasma membrane
Molecular function (GO): ATP binding; ATP-dependent protein folding chaperone; ATP hydrolysis activity
Source: RefSeq, a predicted model, not a curated record
AUGUCUGAGACUUUCGAGUUCCAGGCUGAGAUCUCUCAGCUGCUCUCGCUCAUCAUCAACACGGUCUACUCCAACAAGGAGAUCUUCCUCCGUGAGCUCGUGUCCAACUGCUCCGAUGCUCUGGACAAGAUCCGCUACAAGUCUCUCUCCGACCCCUCAGAGCUGGAGUCCAACAAGGACCUCCGCAUCGACAUCAUCCCCGAUGAGGUCAACAAGACGCUGACCAUCCGGGACACGGGUAUCGGCAUGACCAAGGCCGACCUGGUCAACAACCUCGGUACCAUUGCCCGCUCUGGUACCAAGCAGUUCAUGGAGGCCCUCACUGCCGGUGCCGACGUCUCCAUGAUUGGUCAGUUCGGCGUCGGUUUCUACUCGGCCUACCUCGUCGCCGACCGCGUCACCGUCACGUCCAAGAACAACGACGACGAGCAGUACAUCUGGGAGUCGUCUGCCGGUGGCACCUUCAGCAUCUCCGCCGACACCGAGGGCGAGCAGCUCGGCCGCGGUACCGCCAUCGUCCUCCACCUCAAGGAUGAGCAGGCCGAGUACCUGAAGGAGUCCAAGAUCAAGGAGGUCAUCAAGAAGCACUCCGAGUUCAUCUCGUAUCCCAUCUACCUCCACGUCACCAAGGAGACCGAGACCGAGGUCCCCGACGAGGACGCCGCCGAGGAGAAGACCGAGGAGGCUGACGACGACAAGAAGCCCAAGGUCGAGGAGAAGGUUGUCGUCAGCUACAAGCUCGGCAACUCGCCCUGCGCCAUCCGUACCGGCCAGUUCGGCUGGUCCGCCAACAUGGAGCGCAUCAUGAAGGCCCAGGCCCUCCGCGACACUUCUAUGAGCAGCUACAUGUCGUCCAAGAAGACGUUUGAGAUCUCGCCCAAGUCGCCCAUCAUCCAGGAGCUCAAGCGCAAGGUCGAGGCCGACGGCGAGAACGACCGCACCGUCAAGUCGAUUGUCAAGCUGCUGUACGACACCUCGCUGCUCGUCUCCGGCUUCACCAUUGACGAGCCCUCUGGCUUUGCCGACCGCAUCCACAAGCUUGUCCAGCUCGGCCUCAACAUUGAGGAGGACGACUCCGCCGCCCCCGCCGACGAGGCUGAGGCUGCCGACGUCACUGCCACGGCUACCGGCGACAGCGCUAUGGAGGAGGUUGACUAA